AUGGCCACCCCGAGCAAGACACCGCCAGGUGCUGACCCUAAACAGCUGGAGCGGACUGGGACGGUUCGGGAGAUCGGCUCUCAGGCGGUGUGGUCUCUCUCCUCCUGUAAACCCGGUUUUGGAGUGGAUCAGCUCAGAGAUGACAACCUGGAGACCUACUGGCAGUCGGAUGGAUCUCAGCCUCACCUGGUCAACAUACAGUUCAGGAGGAGGACGACUGUGAAGAUGCUGUGUAUUUAUGCUGAUUAUAAAUCAGACGAGAGCUACACCCCGAGUAAGAUCUCUGUCAGAGUGGGGAACAACUUCCACGAUCUUCAAGAAAUCCGGCAGCUGGAGAUGGUGGAGCCCAGUGGGUGGAUUCAUAUCUCUCUCUUGAAUCAGCGGACAAACAAGCCAAUCAGCACCUUCAUGAUCCAGAUCGCGGUGCUCGCCAACCACCAGAACGGAAGAGACACGCACAUGCGGCAGAUCAAGGUGUACACGCCAGUGGAGGAGAGCUCCAUCGGGAAGUUCCCGCGAUGCACCACUGUGGAUUUUAUGAUGUACCGCACGAUCAGGUGA
Menidia menidia (Atlantic silverside) is the source of this 561-nucleotide messenger RNA. Lineage: Eukaryota; Metazoa; Chordata; Actinopteri; Atheriniformes; Atherinopsidae. The record is from the annotation of a GenBank genome assembly.